GAAACCCGGAUCACGUGACCCAUUUCCUCGAAUUGCGUUGGUUGAAUUUCAAUGCGCGCUCCUGGUCCGAGAGAAACGCCGGAGGAACAGAUAACCCGCUUCACCGCAAAACAGUCCGCCUCUGCGUUAACAACACAUCCUCGGGGAAAAACAGCACAAUGUCUGAAGAAAAGCCAAAGGAGGGAGUGAAGACGGAGAACGACCACAUUAACCUCAAGGUGGCUGGUCAGGAUGGGUCAGUUGUACAGUUCAAAAUCAAAAGGCAUACUCCUCUCAGCAAACUAAUGAAGGCAUACUGCGAAAGACAGGGAUUGUCAAUUCGUCAGAUAAGGUUUAGGUUUGAUGGACAGCCAAUUAAUGAAACAGACACACCGUCACAGCUGGAGAUGGAGGAUGAGGACACUAUUGAUGUAUUUCAACAACAGACAGGAGGAGUCUCUUCUUAAGUCGGAUGUGGACUCUUGGAAGAACAUCCACAUCAUUAUUUUCAUGUUGUAUUUGUUUUCUCUUCUUCUUUUUCCCCCCCCGCCACUUUGCUUGGUCAGGCUGUUCACAACAUAAAAGAAUGUAGAAGGUUUUUCAUUUGGGGCCAAAUCCUAACUUUGAGAUGCAGGGUAAUUUUUUAAAAAGUGUUUUAUUCACAUAAAUGGAUGAUUUGAAAUUGUCCAAGGCAGGGACACGUCUCAGAUAGAUAUGGCUUGUAAUGGGAAAAAAGGAAAAUCACACUGUGUUCUUUUGAUGUUGAAAUGACCUCAUGCAUGUCUCAUAAACCAUAAGCUGAACUACAUGCCAAAAUCCUUUUUUUUUUUUUUUUUUUU
This is a messenger RNA of Anoplopoma fimbria (sablefish), 818 nucleotides long. It is a transcript of the gene sumo3b, whose product is annotated as small ubiquitin like modifier 3b. Gene Ontology annotation, molecular function: protein tag activity; ubiquitin-like protein ligase binding. Gene Ontology annotation, cellular component: nucleus. Gene Ontology annotation, biological process: protein sumoylation. The transcript has 4 exons. The record is from RefSeq and is a predicted model, not a curated record. NCBI's taxonomy places the organism in Eukaryota, Metazoa, Chordata, Actinopteri, Perciformes, Anoplopomatidae. Bases 159 to 446 code for a protein of 95 amino acids.